This is a messenger RNA of Closterium sp. Yama58-4, 1041 nucleotides long. Lineage: Eukaryota; Viridiplantae; Streptophyta; Zygnematophyceae; Desmidiales; Closteriaceae. The record is from the annotation of a GenBank genome assembly.
AUGUAUGCCCUGGACUUCCCUGCAGAAGCACACCAUACAUCCCCUGCCCUGCUGCUCCCCGGCCCCUCGUGCCACCACCACCGCCCUCAUUUCCCUUCACCAGCUGAUGACCCUCUUAGUCUGCCGCACGACCCCCCUUCCCUGCACGAGAAUGAAAGCCCUGCAUGGAACCCUAACCGACAGCGUGGAGAUUCGAACCCGGGUCUGCAGCUUGAAGCGGUGCACUCAGGUUGCCAGCAGCCGGAGUUGAACCCGGGUCUGCAGCAGUACAGGGUGACAUACACCAAGUUUGAGGGCGACGAUGAGGACGUGGUGGGCUUGCGCCUGCGCCUGCGCUCGCGUCCUCUCACUCUGGAGGACUGUGCGCGCGUGCGCGAGGGCAUGGUGGUGGUGGCGUUCGUGAAGCACCCCGAGGGGGACCCCAGCGUGGAUGCAGAGCGUGGGGGAGUGCGCGCGCGCGCGCGGGAGGGCAUGGUGGUGGUGGCAUUCGUCAAGCACCCCCCCGAGGGCGACCCCAGUGUGGAUGCCGAGGUGAGGCGAGCUUGGGUUGCAGCUUGGACCGACUGUCUGGGUUGCUUCAUGGGUGAGACAGGGCAGGGCAUGGUGGUGGUGGCGUUCGUGAAGCACCCGGAUGGCGAGGGAGACCCCAGCGUGGAUGCAGGGUGCCCUCUUGUAUGCCACUUGGACUGUGCUGGUGCUGCUGGGGCCCAUGCUCUUUUAUCACCCCAGGUGCUUCUUUCUUAUAUCCUCUUCUCUCUUCCCCAAACCCCCACCCUGCAUCCCCCUCUCUCCUCUCAGGUGCACUACGAUGUGAGGGCUAUGGUGAUUCUAAUGAAGCUCCACGAGGUGCUUCAUGCAGCAAAAUCCCCCGCCCACACUCUUCUGUCUGUUCCCCUUCUCGCCUUAAUCUCUCAGGCGCUCUAUGAUGUGAGGGCAGUGGCGAUUCCAAGGAAGCUUCACGUGCAGCAGCAAACCACCUUCCUCUUCCCCCCUAUCCCCGCCCCGUUAUCCCCUCCUUCCUUCCCCUCGCAGGCGCACUAA